Sinocyclocheilus rhinocerous is the source of this 884-nucleotide messenger RNA. RefSeq names its product sushi, nidogen and EGF-like domain-containing protein 1. Gene Ontology annotation, biological process: cell-matrix adhesion. NCBI's taxonomy places the organism in Eukaryota, Metazoa, Chordata, Actinopteri, Cypriniformes, Cyprinidae. The annotation marks the transcript as partial. The record is from RefSeq and is a predicted model, not a curated record. The transcript has 7 exons.
GCUGGUUAUAACACUGUGGACUCUGCCAGUUCUUUCACAAUUCCAACAGCCAGUGUCCCUGAGCUGUCUUCAAGCAGUAAUAUCAAUGUGACUGCUUGCUGGUCUUUUCAUGUUGAUGGCUCGCCAGAACUGCCAGCUAAUUUCCUACCUUUUGGAAAUGGAGAAAGAGUAUCACCCCGUUUGGAUAAUGGAAGCUCUGAAGCCAUUACAUUGCAGCAGCCUUUCAAGUUUUUUGGACGCACACACAACCAGACCUUUCCACUGCCCGACUACAUCCCUCUGCUGAAUUCUGGAAGAGACAUCGUUGCUCCUCUCUGGACUCACCUUGACAACAGACGUGGUGGAACUAUCUCUUAUAGAGAGGACACAAGCAGUGCUGUACUAGGGCUAGUCACUGCAGCUAUUGACCAAUACUUCCCCAACAUAACUUUUGCUGCUACAUCAGCUUUUGUCGCGACCUGGGACAGUGUGCCAUACCAGAGUGGUGGAGGGGAGGCUACUUUCCAAGUGGUUUUUGUCUCCAAUGUCCAUCGCUCCUUCAUCCUCAUCAACUAUGGAGACAUUGCAGAGACAGAACAAAUGUGGCUGGCUGGUUACAACACAUUGGACUCUGUCCAUUCUUUCACAGUUCCAGUGACCAGCGCCCCAGAACUCUCAUCCAGCAGCAAUGUCAAUGUGAAUGGUCGCCGCUCUUUCCAUGUUGACGGCUCACCGAACUUGCCAACUAAUUUCCUCGCUUCUGGGGAUGGAGAAAUUGUCAACCCCCCUGCUGAGGAUGGAAGCUCGGAUGUCAUUUUCUUGCAGCAGCCUUUCAAAUACUUUGGACGCACAUACAAUCAGAUCUUCGUGAACAACAACGGAUACCUAACAUUCACCGAGUCGCU